UGGGCAGGGCGCGGGGCCCCCCCACCCACCCUAGUCCUCCUCACCCCGACCGGGCUCCGCCGCUCGUCCCCGACCGGUGCUCUUCCCCUCCCCCGCCCGCCCUCCACUCCCUCCCGCCCUGUCGCUGGUGGCAGCGGCGGCGGCGGCGGGUCCCGGGCGCGGCCGGUUCCCCUCAGCGCCGCUCCCGCCGCCGCCGCGCGCCCGCACCGGCCCCACCACCACCAACCGCCCCCCGCCGGCUGAGCCCUGCCGAGCGGCGGCCCCUCCUGACCGCCAUUCCGCCCCAAAACUUUCCGUUUUCCCCUUCCCACUCUCCGGGACUUCCUUGUGCCGCCUGUGCGCGCGGAGGGGGAGGAGGAGGCGUGUGCGGCGGCGGCGGCGAGGGGGGAUUUACAGUCUCCUCGCAGGCUGGCCGGGACCCCGGGGGAAGAGGAGUUGCACCAUGCGCGGCAAGUGAGGGAAAGUCUCUGCCAGCGCCGCCCGCAGAAGUUGAGGCUUUCCCCCGCCGCCCGCGGGAGCGGGAGCUGUGCCUUUAACGCCCGCUGAGCGAGGUAUAAACUUGUCAAGCACAUGUUCCAAGGAUCCAGUCUACUUCCACCCUCAUGAUAUGAUGGGGUGUGGUGCUUCAAAACUUGGCUACGCUAUACCUGGGAAGAGUGAAUCAACUUUAAUUAGGUACCUAAGGAUAAAACUGGCCUGAAGGGAAAAUCUGGGGAAACUGGGGAGCUUGACUAUUCUUGCACCUGACCCUCUCAGCUGUCAGGUGCAGUGAUCUCCAUGGUAACUCAAACCCCCAGACUCUUGACAGCAGCCUGCGAGGAGCAGCAUUCAGCAGCUCAAGGGUCUCACGACCAGAGCGUGGAUCACACUUCUCGUAAACCUCAUCAUAUUGGGGUUGGGCUAAGAUGAGCAUAACCAGUGACGAAGUGAAUUUCUUGGUGUAUCGUUAUCUCCAGGAAUCAGGUUUCUCCCACUCGGCCUUCACCUUCGGUAUUGAGAGCCACAUCAGCCAGUCCAACAUCAACGGAACACUAGUGCCACCUGCCGCACUCAUCUCCAUCCUCCAGAAGGGGCUCCAGUAUGUGGAGGCUGAGAUCAGCAUCAACGAAGAUGGCACAGUGUUUGACGGCAGGCCAAUAGAAUCCCUGUCUCUGAUAGACGCGGUGAUGCCUGAUGUUGUUCAGACCCGGCAGCAAGCCUUCAGAGAGAAACUAGCCCAGCAACAAGCCAGUGCAGCAGCAGCAGCAGCAGCAACGGCAGCGACAGCGGGAGCAACGACGACUGCUGUUUCCCAGCAGAACACACCAAAGAACGGAGAAGCCACUGUGAAUGGAGAGGAGAAUGGGGCACAUGCAAUAAAUAAUCAUUCAAAGCCAAUGGAAAUUGAUGGGGAUGUUGAAAUUCCUCCUAACAAAGCAACAGUCCUUCGGGGCCAUGAAUCAGAGGUGUUCAUCUGUGCCUGGAACCCUGUCAGUGACCUGCUAGCAUCUGGAUCCGGAGACUCAACGGCCAGAAUAUGGAAUCUCAAUGAAAACAGCAACAGUGGUUCCACUCAACUAGUUUUGAGGCACUGCAUAAGAGAAGGAGGACAUGAUGUCCCCAGCAAUAAGGAUGUGACUUCAUUGGACUGGAAUAGUGAUGGAACACUAUUGGCUACAGGCUCUUAUGAUGGUUUUGCAAGAAUAUGGACAGAAGAUGGUAACCUUGCAAGCACCUUAGGUCAACAUAAAGGUCCAAUAUUUGCCCUGAAAUGGAACAAAAAGGGGAAUUAUAUUUUGAGUGCUGGUGUUGAUAAAACAACAAUAAUUUGGGAUGCUCACACAGGAGAAGCUAAACAGCAGUUUCCUUUUCAUUCAGCUCCUGCUCUGGAUGUAGACUGGCAGAACAACACUACUUUUGCCUCCUGCAGCACUGACAUGUGCAUUCAUGUAUGCAGACUUGGCUGUGAUCGUCCUGUUAAAACUUUCCAAGGACACACAAACGAGGUUAAUGCAAUCAAAUGGGACCCAUCUGGCAUGCUAUUAGCAUCCUGCUCCGAUGAUAUGACAUUAAAGAUUUGGAGUAUGAAGCAAGAUACCUGUGUACAUGAUCUUCAGGCUCACAGCAAAGAGAUUUAUACUAUCAAAUGGAGUCCUACAGGACCAGGCACCAGCAACCCAAACUCCAACAUCAUGUUAGCAAGUGCUUCGUUUGAUUCCACUGUUCGGCUGUGGGACGUUGACCGAGGAGUCUGCAUCCAUACGUUAACAAAACAUCAAGAGCCUGUCUAUAGUGUAGCUUUUAGUCCUGAUGGAAAAUAUCUAGCCAGUGGGUCCUUUGACAAAUGUGUCCAUAUAUGGAAUACUCAGAGUGGAACUCUAGUACAUAGCUACCGAGGCACUGGGGGUAUCUUUGAAGUCUGCUGGAAUGCUAGAGGAGACAAAGUGGGAGCAAGCGCAUCAGAUGGAUCGGUUUGUGUUCUAGAUCUGCGGAAGUAAAAGUGAAAUGUUUUAGAAGAAAUUUCAAAUGGACCAGCAGUGAAUGUGUGGGGAGAAGCACUCUUCAAAACUAUUCUUAACAGCUCCAGAACUGUACGAACUUGAACAAAGUUAGAGUGUACCGUGAAACCAACUCUCCCUGGCCACAGGUGUCUAGUAUUUUGUCUGUAACCUUCAUCGAGGAGUAAAAACACAGUCACUUCAGAGGGGGAGGGAAUGGUUUCCACCUGGAACAAUCAGCCUUGGAAGCGUGAAGCCACCAGCUAGGCAUUGCACUGUUUGGUUUGCAUCUGAGAACUUGCUCUGAUGGCUGGGAAAAAAAAAGCUGUGCCAAAAAAAUUAAUAAAAAAAAAAAAGAAAAAUGCUGUGAUAAACCAAAAGGGAAAAAAAAAAUCCUCCUCCAUGCGGUGUUGUAUUUUUUCCUUCCAAUUUGGACACUACAGUUGCUCUCCCAAAGGACGUUCAAAGACCAGUUUGUACUGAUGAAAUGCUCAACUUUGUAAUCACAACACUUUCUAUUUUCUAGACUACUUUUUUUUGUUCAGUGGUUUUUCUAUCAGCUGGAAUAUUACAGCCUGGAGGACCCCAGGCUUCGGAUGAAACUUGUUUUCCUUUUGUUUCUCCCUUCCACUCCCAACUUCUCCUUCCUUUUUUUUUUUCCUCCUUCUCUUUCUUCUUACCCGUCUUUUUUUUUUUCCUUUUUUUCCCUGUAUGCCCAUAGUAGAUGCAGCCAGGUGGACAUGACAAUGAAAAUUUUUGACAGACUGCUUCUCCUCUCUUCUUUCUUUUCCUUUUCCUUUCUUUCUCUCCGUUUAAAAGAAAAAAAAAUCCUCCAUGCUUCAGAUCUUAGCGUCUCAAGGGCACUUUCAGCAAAUUGUGUAAUAAGUGCUUUAUAUAAGAAUGCAGUGCUGGGGAAGAUUUUUACAGGAGAAAGAUGACUUUUAACAGAAAGAACCCAGUGUAUUUUUGGAAAAAAAAUAUUUUUUAUGUUGAACAGUUUUAAAAGCCAAAAGUGGCCACCAAAUGUAGAUCAGUUGUGUAAUUCAAGCAAAAGGAAUCACACAGAGUCCAAGGAACAUAAAGGUGCAGUAUCCUUUUUCUUUUUUCUCUCAAAGUGCUGUAAGAAAAAAUGCCAUUUGAUAAUAAUAAAUGUCAGUCAUUUACUAAGAGUCCUUUUCCAGCAGCCAAGCAUUUCUAUAGUCUCAUUUCAUUUGGGGGGCUGUUUGAUGAUGUACACUUAUUAAAAGGGAUUCACAAGUUUGAGAGUAUAAUUACAGCAUUCAUUUUCUUGAGUCCAUAUUUUUGUUUAUCCUUGGUAGACAGGGGAAAACUCUUGUGUAUGUUCUUUCCUCUAGUGAUAGUCCACAUGUCCUACAGAACAUGCGUUCAGCUGCCUGUGGCCUUGCUGAGCAGUGUUGUCCUCUGCCAUUCAUCCCACUCAGCUCUUUCUAUUCCAGUAAGUCAGUGGGAUUUUACCACUUGGAGGAAAAUCUAUUGACUGCAUCUGUCAUUGUUGAAGAGUGGACUCUUGCCAAGCUCCUGUCCAUCCAUGCUCAGCACACACCUAGAAGCAGGCUCUUCCAUUGCAUCUGGCAGUAUGUGCUGCUGCUGUCACCCUCAACAAUACAUGUGUGCUACACGGCAAACUCUGGGUCUGCAUUUGGUCUGACUGUCUGCCCACACAGGUUUAACCUUAGAGGGUGUCCUCAGUGCAGUGCUCAGAAGACAGCGCAGAAGUCUCCAUUAGGUGAGAACGUAAGGGAUCUAUAAAUUGUAUCUCGACACACAUACCACUACAAAGUUUCAGUUGGUGAAAUGAUUGGAAUGACAAAAAAGACUUGCAAAGCACCACUUCGGACAAGAUUUCCUUACUGCAAGCUAGACAUCUGCAGGGAUGCCUGCUGAAGACUACAUAACUCAAAGAGCAAAUGAUGGAUGCAAAGAAGGAUGCAUAGGCCAAGUUUACUGAAAGUGCCAUAAACUAUAAGGCAAUCUUGGGGUGGUGGCAGCCAUUAUUUAGAUAAAUCCUCCAAACUGGCUGGCUGAGUCAAACAAGUAUCUUCUCUGGCCCGCAGGCUAGGCUAGGAUUUGUAGGAGAGAGAGUGAAAGACUUGUCAAGCAUCAUGGCAUCUUGAUGGCAUUGUGGAAUCCAUACCUCAUUUUUUCUCCUGUGUUUUACUUUCUUUGCACUUGCAUCUGCACAGUAUCUUAGUCCUUCCAAUGGAACUAACGAUUUCUCCUUUGGAAAGGAGAAAAGAAUAAAAAGAAAUAACUGCUAAAAGUUUUACUCGGUCCUGAGAUGAAAACAGUUAUGUGGAUUUUGGUUAUUAAUGACAGUUAGGUUUGUUUAUAGUUUAUAUGUAUCAAGGAUUAUUUUCAGUUUUAAAUGCAUUUAUUUGUUAGUUUUAGUUUUCUGCUCCAAGAGCAUGGGCUGUGGAUGCUCACAUGACAGUUUUGCACUGUUUUAGAAUAACCACAUGUACCUACUAAUUUGAAGUCACUAAAAAAAAUAAAAAUAGUACCAGUUGGAAGAGAGACUUGAAUGUGAAUACAAAGGUUGAAUGUGGUUUUCUAAAUCACAGUUGAGUCAGUGGUUUUAUUACAAGUCAUUGCAUGUACACGGUUAACUUCCUAAGCUGCUUUUGGGUGGCGUUUCUGAGAAUAACAGGCAGAAGCUCCCAGGCUGCAGACAGGGCCCCAGCCUUGCCUUUUUCCCUGGAGUGAUUCCUGAUUAGGCCAGUCCUCAGGAUUCAAAGAAAAGAGGUUGCUCCAUCCCAGUUCAGCAAAGCUGACUGCCUGCAUAGUCCAUGUCUCAUGGUUGUUCCUGGGAUAGCUCCUGUAGAUAACCUGGCAGUGUCUGUGCUGCCUGUGUAUUUCGCCUUUUUUCAAAUUGUCAAAAUGCCACCUUUCCUCUGCCCACCUACAGGGAGGUAAGAAGCCAAGAGAAACAAAACUUGAAAAUCAGUUAGUUUGGAAAGCCUCUGUGUGAGAGAGGCUGCUGCUCCAGAGAGUUUUCUAUACAGACCAUCAGAUUUAGAAGCAGCAUAUGUGAGAAGCUGAGAAAGUUCUUAUUUCGUCCCUUCCCCAAGACCCUAAAGACUGGAAAAUCCUCAAAGAUAGUGUAGGAUAUCAUUUUCGGCUAAGAAGAGCUCAGCUAUUAAGGAAGGCAGAAGAUGUAGUAGCAAAAGCUAGUCCUAGCCUAGCAGGUUGGUUUCUUUAGGAGAUGGGCAAUGGGAAAAGAGGAACUUUCCCAGUUCAACAUGGACAUGUUCAACAUGGACAACUAGGUCUCAGCCUGCAGACCUGCCCUUGUUGGAGCUCAGACUCUCCACUGCUGUGUGGCAUCCCCUGGCCCGCGGUGCCUUCCUCCCGUUCCCUGGAACAAAACAGCAUGAAGCAACAGGAUGGUGGACUUCGUUUUUUUCAUACAAUAUUUUUUUAUAACCUCGUUUAUAGUCCUUUGUAACAGAAGUUGUAAAAUCUAAGUGACCAAACAGGAUUGUGAAACUGUUGAGAGACUUACUGGAUUUUUAUCGUUGCUGGCUGUCUGGAACUGGCCUCAAAGUGAAAAAACCCAGUUUCUGAAAACCACUUGACUCUGUCAGUUAGGAUACUGAACCUUUUAUGUAGGAAACACUGGGUCCCUUAUGGGGCACUAAAGGGCCUGACUUACAGGGUUAUACACACAUUAACCCCAUGCUACAUCUUAGAAAUUUCCUUUUAAUUUGUUUUAAAAAAAAAAAAAGAAAAAAAUAGCUAAUUUUAGAGCCAAGUGAAGUGCACUUUGUCAAAUGUAAGGGUCUGCUUUGUUUUUGGGUUUCUUUUUUCUUUUUCCCUUUUUAAUUUUUCCUCCUUUUUUCCUCCUAUUGCCUUUUUAAAAUAUGUGGUUCUUUGUCAAUUGCAGAAAUGUUCUUUCAGCCACUCACUGAAAUUCUGAAUUCUGGCUUCUGCAGUUUUUAUUGUCUGUGUCAGACUUGCAGCCAGACUUGGUUCUCAUUUCAGCAUUUCCCAGGUUCUGUUGAAACAACAUCAACCCUUAUUUUGUUUCUCCCCCACCCACACUUUCUUCAAAUUCACCUUGUGUAUUGUAGCUCAUUUGUUUUAAGGAGAGAAUCAACAGAUCAUAUUCAGUGUCUUGAAUAAAUUGCUAUAUUUUGAUAUUAGAGAA
Molecule: messenger RNA, 6645 nt
Organism: Apus apus (common swift)
Lineage: Eukaryota; Metazoa; Chordata; Aves; Apodiformes; Apodidae
Gene: TBL1X
Product: transducin beta like 1 X-linked
Exons: 18
Coding region: 906-2477 (523 amino acids)
Biological process (GO): regulation of transcription by RNA polymerase II
Cellular component (GO): histone deacetylase complex
Molecular function (GO): transcription corepressor activity; protein binding
Source: RefSeq, a predicted model, not a curated record